This is a messenger RNA of Candidozyma auris, 2130 nucleotides long. Its product is annotated as RNA-processing protein PTA1. The transcript has a single exon. NCBI's taxonomy places the organism in Eukaryota, Fungi, Ascomycota, Pichiomycetes, Serinales, Metschnikowiaceae. Gene Ontology annotation, cellular component: mRNA cleavage and polyadenylation specificity factor complex. The coding region runs from base 1 to 2130 and encodes 709 amino acids. The record is from RefSeq and is a predicted model, not a curated record.
AUGGCAGAAGAAGUGGGUGCCAUCGUCGCCCAGUUGGACCAGGCACGUGAGCUUGCGUUCUCAAACACAGAAAUGUUCCCGCAAGUGGUGAAACAGAUCCUCAAUUUGGUUAACCACCCAUCCAUUGAGAUUCAAAGAUGGUGUGGGCUCUUUUUGAAAAAAGCAUUCACCUCAGAGCCCAAGGAGGUGCCCAAAGGAGUCAUUAUAGACCUUGCCAUCGACGCGCUUGUGCCUGCAAAGACAUUGGCUCAGACCAAAGACCUUGAGGUGUUCAAAGCUGUGAUAGACUUAAGUAUAAUUUUAUACAAGCUAGUAUUUUCUUAUGUUGCAGACAACGAUGGCAGCCAUGCGAUCUGGGAUAGUCUCCGAAAUUUGAAGAACGACCUCAUAACAAAGUUUGAUCUGCAAUUCCCCUUUGAACCUUCUUACGAUAAGGAGCAUGAUCAAGUGAGAAACUUAGACGCUAAGCUAGAGCUUUUGAAGUUUCUCUUCACCGUGAUUGACUACCAGCUGCGGUCGCUGUCGACCAGAUUCUACUCGUUGGCUCGGGUCAAUCCACAGCAUACCCUUAUAAAACAAGGUCCCAUGGAGGCUGAAGCAUUGGCACUUCUAGAAAAAGUGCUAGCACCCAUUCAGGACGAGAUCUUAGUCACUCCUCUUGUGACAGCCGUUAUGAAUCACUUGGCCGUUGUAGUCCGCAGAAAGCGUCAAUUCCUUGAUCGCGUCAUCCCCGUGCUUGAAUCGUUUGAAUCCAACCUGAAACUCCAAUCAAAUUAUGAAUCAUUGGAGGCGUUCAAGUUGUCAAAGAAAUACUGUGACAGAACCUUGCGCUGCUUACUCAAUUACAUGAGCAAGUCCCAGAUAAUUCCUCCGGCGUAUCAAAAUGCGGUCAAUAGAAAAAUUGCUACACUUACUUCGAGAGGGGAUGAUAUAAGGAAAAAGAAUAUCUUAGAAGCAUCUCCUGACGACACGAAUAUCAAGAAACGUAAGUAUGAGGGCUUCGAAAACCCGCUGAAGAAAAUCAAGACUCUCGACUACAAGCAUCUAUACGGUUUGACCGACGUGAACAGUGACUUGAACAACUUUGACCUAUCCACACUCCCACAGCACAUUUUGGUGUCUAUGGCACUUACUGCUUUACAACGUGCCGACGUUAAGAGACUCGCUGCUGCUUUGGAGAUUGUCAGCAGUCGAUACAGUGAAGUGGUGAAGGGCAUGUCUCAAGUAAAAAGUGAAGCAGCAACCGGAGACGAUGAAGAAGACGAUGAUGAUGCAGCUGAAAACUUCACAUCUGAAACUACAUACACUGUACCGCCACCCAAGUCACUCUCAUUUCAAGAAAAGAAAGAGCAUGUCAAGAUGAUCGUGGACAAUUUCUUUGGCCUCUCCGAAAAAAAUGAUUCACAAGAGAUCGUGAAGAAACAGGACAAUGGUUCCGUCAGCAAGGAGCUUACGAAAGUUGCCGUCAAGACGUGGAACCGUGACUCGUGGCUCCUACUUCUCACUAGAUUGGCUACAAGAGGCAUGUAUACGAUAGACGGCGAUGAGUCCCUGCGAGAUGUGGCUCAGAAUGAGCAAUUGAGCGACAUCAUCAGGCAGGCGCUCUUUGACUACUUCUUGGCCAAUAUACACGAGAGAGUCGACACUACAAUUGAAUGGCUCAACGAGGAGUGGUACAGUGAAAAAGUAACAAACGAGGAGAAGCUUCGCGAUGAGAUAAGAGAAAAGUGGCAGCAAAAGUAUGAAAGUGAUCCUAAUAGCGUCGACGACAUGGAACGAAAAAUAGAGCAGGAGGUGGCUUCUACUCCGGUGGACACCCCACGCUACAACAAGUGGUGCCAGAAAGUGCUCGACGCCAUGAUCCCCUUUUUGGAGCCCACGGACCGGAAAAUCUUCUUGCGUAUGAUCAGUGACUUGCCCUAUCUCAAUGAGAAAAUGCUUAGCGGCGUCAAGUCGUUGUGUGCCGAUCCAGCCAGGUCGAAGCUAGGGUUUUUGGCGCUUCAGUUCUUGGUGAUGUACAGACCACCCAUCAAGGAGGCUUGCUUCAAUGUGCUACGCGAACUCCAGAGCAGCGACCAAGAGGAUUUGAAAGAAGAGGCGUCUAAGCUUUUAACCAAAUAUGGUCAGUAA